AUGCCCUUUGUUCCUAGUAGCGUCCUUGCUCCUAGUAGCGAUGCCCUUUGUUCCUAGUAGCGUUCUUGUUGCUAGUAGUAUGGCCAGGAGCCCCUAGUAGCUUCUUGCUCCUAGUAGCGAUGCCCUUUGUUAUUGCUGAUUGUGAUUGCUGUCAGGCAUGAAAUUCUGCAUGUUUUAGUUUGCACAACCUUCCACACGUUUAAUGCCCCGCUUGCCUUGUGAUUGACUCAAGCCACUGGCUUUCCGAAAUGGCCUUGCGAUGGACGUUGUAAAACGUCGCUUGGAUCCUCGCAGCUAUGUGAAGCUGGUGGGCUCAGUUGAGGGCUGUUGUGUUGCUCCUUUGGCGGCACUUUGGACAUCUCCACCGGCCUCUGUGGUCAGGUGGGACCUUGCAGCAAAUGCUUAUCCAGCACCUUCUGGGCGAAAGGGACCAGUUGUUUUUGCAGGUUCCUUUAACCCACCGCACCACGGCCAUAUGGAGAUCAUCCGCUAUUUGAGUAAAGCAUUCUCCGAGGUGCACAUUGUCAUUGGAAUGAACCCGAACAAGAACUUUGGAUGCAUUUCUUGGACAUGCAGGCUGCUGCAUAGAUCACCUUGUUCAAAACGAAGAGCGAUAUACCCCGUGAGCCCAGAGACACGCAAGCAGAUCAUCGAGCAAGCAUUGCCAUUCAUUGGAGCAGGCAACGCGAAGGUGUGGGUCUGGGGCGAUGUGAUCUUCAAGCUUGCACAACAUGUCGGCGCUUCUGCAUUGUAUCGUGGUAUCCGCAGUUGGGAGGAAGACGGGAAGGCUGAACGAUAUUUGGAGGUUCAAAACAUUUGCUGGCCUAUGAUCUCUACAUGUGGGGGACCCUUUGGAACAUAUUAUGUCGAAGCUCCUCCCCGUUAUUCCUUCAUCAGUUCGACUUUGCUGCGUGCACGGCUGAAGUCUGGUGAAAGCAUUGAUGACAUUGUCCCAGCAUGUGUGGCGGAAGCAGUUAGGCAAGCCUAUGAUGGAAAGCUGUGAUGCUAUCCUCUUCCAAUUGGAGGAGCAAAGACGCUCAACACUCUUGGCUUGGAAUUGCAUUUGCUGGAGGUGCUUGAUGAAUCGCAGCACAGGGAACAUGGACUGUGCAGGGUUGGAAGAUUGGAACUCCAAUCCGUAGCCUACUCGCUACUCGCUUGUGCCAGACUGUCGUCCUAGCUUACGUGAUUGAUGCAUCCUUCUGAAUCGCUUUCCAUGUAUUUUACUGUAGCUAGUUGCACGUGUGCCAGUGGAGAUC
This is a messenger RNA of Durusdinium trenchii, 1259 nucleotides long. NCBI's taxonomy places the organism in Eukaryota, Dinophyceae, Suessiales, Symbiodiniaceae. The record is from the annotation of a GenBank genome assembly.